AACCAAUCGAACACGGCAACGCAAGCAAAACGCAAACGGAUUUGUUGUGGUUUUUUGUUGUCUUGGGUACUUUUUUUUUACUGUAAACUAAUUCUUAGUUUUAUUUUUUCUCUGUAUCGUCCGGAACUGUUCUCUUGAUUUCACCGGUAUAUAACAAUUAAAGUUAAAGCAAUGAGCCUGCCAUUGAGGACUGAGCUUGGUGCCGACAGGACAAAAAGAAAAAAAAGGAGAGAGCUGACCGAGGAACAGAAGCAAGAGAUAAAAGAGGCUUUUGAGCUGUUUGACACUGACAAAGACAAAGAGAUCGAUUACCACGAACUGAAGGUCGCAAUGAGGGCUUUGGGGUUCGAUGUGAAGAAAUCGGAUGUGCUGAAGAUACUUAAAGACUACGAUCGGGAAGGAAGCGGAAAAAUUACAUUUGAUGAUUUUAAUGAAGUUGUCGCAGAGAAGAUGCUGGAGCGGGAUCCUCAGGAGGAGAUCCUGAAGGCUUUCAAGCUGUUUGACGACGACGACUCGGGCAAGAUCAGCCUGCGAAACCUGCGGCGGGUAGCGAGGGAGCUGGGCGAGAACAUAUCGGACGAGGAGCUGCGAGCCAUGAUCGACGAGUUCGACACGGACGGGGACGGGGAGAGUACGGGCACUCGUAAACCAGGAGGAGUUUAUUUCCAUAAUGACUGGAGAUUCAUAAGACUGAGGAGGCUUCUUCAUCAUGGCCUCUGUGUGACCACCGGAUCCUUGUUCUGCUGUCUUUCUGAUAACACACCGGGACCAUUACAGCUGUCUCGUAUGGAUAAUUCACCGUUGCACUUCACACGUGAGCCUUGGCCAGGCCUGUGACACUUUUGUCGCUUUAAAAAGUGUUUUUCAAGACUGCAGUAUGGACUGUCAGUAUUUAUUACAUUACAGAAAGUCUCUUACUCUAAACACCAAAAGCAUUUAAUCUUACAUUGGUGCAUUUUCUGUGCAUUCUGUAGCUCAUGUUUAUGUUUUUUUUUAUGGAGAUCAAGAUAAGCAGUUCUCUGUGGAAAAAGAUUUGACAAUAUCAUGCUUAUGUGCAAACAUGUUCGUAGUCAGCUGUUUUCCAGUUAGACAUGCUGCACUGUUACUGGGUGGAUUGUCGUACACCAGCUAAUAAUUUUAACUGUAUAGUACUGUUUUCAAAAAACAUUCUUGAAUGUGAAAAUAUUGUGUAUAGUUUUGCAGUACCUAGUUUUGUUGUAAGUAAUACAAAAUAAAACACAAGAAUUUUCAGUUCUCA
Molecule: messenger RNA, 1258 nt
Organism: Paramormyrops kingsleyae
Lineage: Eukaryota; Metazoa; Chordata; Actinopteri; Osteoglossiformes; Mormyridae
Gene: cetn3
Product: centrin 3
Cellular component (GO): myosin II complex
Molecular function (GO): calcium ion binding
Source: RefSeq, a predicted model, not a curated record